AUGAAUCCGCUAAGCCUUCUUGCAUCUGCGGUGAUUAACAUUGGCUUGGCCAUCAUUGUUCUUUCACUCUUUUCCAUUUGCAAAAAACAGCCUUCAAAUGCCUCCAUAUACUACGCUCGUCGUCUCUCCCAGAAUCACCAUAUUUCCUUCGAUCAUUCUCUUUCCAUACCCAGAUUUCUCCCCUCGCUUUCCUGGAUCCCUCGCGCCAUACGCUUCACCGAAGACGAAAUCCUUCAAACCAGUGGUCUUGAUGCGCUCAUUGUCAUCAGGCUCCUUAAAUUUGGUAUCAGUUUCUUUUCAGUUUGCUCUCUCGUUGGGUUGGUGGUGCUUCUCCCAGUUAAUUUCCACAGCCAGGUUGGGCCAUGGAGCUUUGAUUCCAUGGAUUCUUUUACUAUCUCUAACAUAAAAAAAGGUUCCAACUGGAUGGACUUCAAAUUCGAACCUGGGUUAAUUUAUACAUCUAAUAUGAUUUUUCUUUUCCAUGUUUCAUUUAUUAGGCUUUGGGUGCAUUUUACAUGCUUGUGGUUUAUAUCUUUCUAUGGAUUAUACCUGUUGUAUAAGGAGUAUAGCGAGAUUAUGAUAAAAAGGAUCCAACAGCUUCGAAACAUCAGGCAUCGGCCUGAUCAGUUCACUGUUCUAGUUCGGCAAAUUCCCAUCUGUGCUGAGCAUCAGACUCGUGGGUGUUCUGUUGAUCAUUUCUUCUCCAAGCAUUAUCCCAACAGUUAUUAUUCUUGUCAAAUGUUAUAUGAGGGUAAAGCUCUUCAAGAUUUGCUGAACCAGGCAAAACAUAUUGCGAAGAAGAUAGAAGUAUUGAAAAAUCGGUGCUCUUCCUUCAAGAAGCAAAGCAGCAAGCACUUAUUCUUGGGCACAUCUCGAGAAAAUAACAAAAAAAUAGCCAUGCAUGAAGAAAAGCUCGUAGAACUCAGUCAUAAAAUUCGUCAAUUACAGGAUGAAAAUAUGCUCAAGGAUAAGGAGUUGCCAGUUGCCUUUGUCACAUUCAAAUCCCGGUGGGGUGCUGCACUAGCUGCCCAAUCUCAGCAACAUCAUAAUCCACUUCAGUGGAUCACUGGCAGGGCUCCUGAACCAGGAGAUAUAUACUGGAAGAAUCUGGCAAUUUCAUUUAAAUAUUUGCCAAUUUACCAAAUUGGAGUUGUUCUUGCAGCUUCACUUCUAACAAUUUUCUUCACUAUUCCAGUCACAGCUGUUCAAGGAAUCGCCAAUUUUGAGAAGCUAAAGAAAUGGUUCCCUCCAGCCAUGGCCAUGCAGUUGAUACCUGGAUUAAGCUCAAUUGUGAUGGGUUAUCUUCCAAGUGUCAUUCUUAAUGGAUUUAUAUAUGUUGUUCCCUUUGCAAUGUUCGGCAUUGCUAAAGUUGGUGGUUCUAUAUCAAGAAGCAAGGUGGAGAUGAAAACCUGCAACAUGGUUUUCUAUUUUUUAGUGGGAAAUGUGUUCUUCUUGAGCUUGAUAUCAGGGUCCUUACUGGAGGAAAUUGGAGAAUCGUUUGAGCAUCCUAAGAACUUUCCGAGUCAUCUUGCUCGUGCAGUCUCUUCUCAGGCAGAUUUCUUUAUGACUUACAUCUUAGCAGAUGGGCUGUCAGUAUUUUCUCUGGAGGCUCUUCAGGCUGGAAUGCUGUUGUUGGACUUCAUAAGAUCGCAUACUUUUGGCCGAGGAAAGGACAAAAAUCCAUACCUUUAUCCAUUACCCUACUUUAGAGUCAUCCCUUUGGUCUCCCUGUCAUUUCUGAUCGGUCUUGUGUACGCAUUGGUGGCUCCAUUGCUGCUUCCAUUUCUUCUUGGCUAUUUCUUUCUAGGCUAUGUCGUGUACAUCAACCAGAUUGAAGAUGUAUAUGAAACCGUAUAUGAUACAUGUGGACAGUAUUGGCCAUACAUUCAUCAUUACAUAUUUGUAGGAUUCAUUCUCAUGCAAAUCACCAUGAUUGGGCUUUUCGGACUGAAGUCGAAACCAGCAGCUUCCAUAGCAACUAUUCCUCUCUUGAUCCUGACCAUAAUGUUCAAUGAGUACUGCAAGAACCAGUUCCUUCCAACAUUCCGACGAAACUCCAUCCAGGAUGCUGUGGAGAAUGAUGAAAUUGACGAGAAGAAUGGCGAGAUAGAAGCCAAUUACAGAAGAGCAAGCACUGCCUACUGCCAGCCUUCUCUAAGGCCUAUCAACUACAUAACCUCAGAGUCAAGCUUAAGACUGCCCUUAGUUUCUUCAGCAUGAUUAUGACUGUGAUUAUGAUUCAAACUCUCUUCUUCUUCCUUUCGUUUUUGUCAUUACAGAAGAGAAGCCUUGCACAUUACUGGAUUAUUGUUAUUUUAGAUGUAAGUGAAUAAUCUUCUUAUUCUCAUCA
Mangifera indica (mango) is the source of this 2350-nucleotide messenger RNA. RefSeq names its product CSC1-like protein At3g54510. The coding region runs from base 1 to 2220 and encodes 739 amino acids. Gene Ontology annotation, molecular function: calcium-activated cation channel activity. The transcript has 9 exons. Gene Ontology annotation, cellular component: plasma membrane. Lineage: Eukaryota; Viridiplantae; Streptophyta; Magnoliopsida; Sapindales; Anacardiaceae. The record is from RefSeq and is a predicted model, not a curated record.